AUGGCAGAUGAUGAAGGAGAAGCAACGGAUACAGUACGGGUGAAAUAUCCGCUCACCGUGCAGUACUGUGGAGUAUGCAGUAUGCCGCUUGAAUAUUGCGAAUACAGUGGAAUGACUGAUAAAUGUUUAAGUUGGCUAGAAGCUAACUUACCAUCCGAGUUCGAGAAAUUGAAUGUGGCAGAUCGGAAAGAGUCAACAGAUGCCGAAAAAAAACAUCAAAAACGAGGUGGCAAGGGUUCCAAAAUUGUAAGCGAAAAAAAUGCAGCAGUAAAAAAGAAUGUGAUAACAAAAGUUACAUUACAACGAGUAGCUCGUGGAAAAAACAAAUUUGUUACAGUAAUUAAAGGACUAGCUUCAUUUGAUGUGGAUUUGAAAGCUACCGCUAAAUUAUUUGCUGGACGUUUUGCAUGUGGUUCAUCAGUAACAGCAGCUGAUGAAAUAGUGGUGCAGGGUGAUGUAAAGGAUGAAAUACUGGAGAUAAUAGGAACAAAAUGGCCAUAUAUUGAUUCGAAUUUAAUUGAAGAUCUUGGUGAUCAAAAACGUUAA
This is a messenger RNA of Brugia malayi, 546 nucleotides long. Its product is annotated as Density-regulated protein homolog, putative. The record is from RefSeq and is a predicted model, not a curated record. Bases 1 to 546 code for a protein of 181 amino acids. NCBI's taxonomy places the organism in Eukaryota, Metazoa, Nematoda, Chromadorea, Rhabditida, Onchocercidae. The transcript is spliced from 4 exons. Gene Ontology annotation, biological process: translation reinitiation; formation of translation preinitiation complex. Gene Ontology annotation, molecular function: translation initiation factor activity; mRNA binding.